This is a messenger RNA of Helobdella robusta, 1074 nucleotides long. RefSeq lists its product as hypothetical. Gene Ontology annotation, cellular component: apical plasma membrane; adherens junction; apical junction complex. Lineage: Eukaryota; Metazoa; Annelida; Clitellata; Rhynchobdellida; Glossiphoniidae. Gene Ontology annotation, biological process: establishment of cell polarity; intracellular protein localization; establishment of centrosome localization. The transcript has 7 exons. Gene Ontology annotation, molecular function: phosphatidylinositol binding. Bases 1 to 1074 code for a protein of 357 amino acids. The record is from RefSeq and is a predicted model, not a curated record.
AUGAAAGUUACGGUUUGUUUUGAUAAGGUCAAAAUAGUUGUACCUUGUGGUGAUGGCAAUGACACUAUUGAACAUUUGAUGGCUGAGGCGUGUAGGAGGUACAAAACAAACUACAACAACCACGAUUUAGAGUACAAAGACAUGAAGUUGUAUCUUGAAGAUGGAGGAAUAUUGGAUCCAAACGACAGAAUUGCUGAUGUCAUUGAUGAUAAAGAACACGUUUUCGUUACCUUUGAGGUAAAAAAUAUCUCAGACCACCUGAACAAAAUUAGUACAAGCAACAAUAAUUUGUUGAUUGAGACGUCAAAUCAUGGAGAUAGGAGCUAUAUGAAAGAAAGAAAAAUUGACAUCACUGAUAUUAACAAUAACCUCGUCACUAAUGAACAUCAGUUGAAUGUUGGUAAAAGUAAAAAGUUAAUGGAAGAAAUCAGACCAGGAAAUUUGAGCAAUUUUCAAAUGCUCGUUGAUGAAAAUUUUGUUGAAAACCUCAAUCUUAUUGACGGUGAUGUCUCAUUCACCGAUUCCAACGUUCCACAAAAUGAAGUUGUCAUAACAAUUGAUGACUUAAAGGAAGAUACAAAAUUGAAAGUGAGACAUAACAGCGAUCCCUGUUUGAAUAGACGAACUUCUGAAAACUUUAAUAAAAGUAACAAGCCAAGUAUGUCACGCCGGAAGUCUUUGAACCAGCUGGCAGUUGACCAUCAACCCACAGGAACUGCUUCGAACGCUGGCAAUUCAGUUUUGUGUACUGAUGGCUUUGUUGCAGCCGAUCCGAGAAGUAUGAGGAAUGAUGUCUGUGCAGAUGUGCAACAUGCAGACGAUGCAGCAGCAGUUGGGCUGAGAUUUGCCGGCAGUCGUGUUGGCAUCAGUGGCAGCAGGAAUUUUCAAAUUAUUCAAGAAGAAAAUGUGAAGAGCGUAACGAUAAAGACGAAUUUGCAAAAACUUGGCAUUCAUGUCUCUCCAAAACAAAAUGAUAAAGGAGAUUAUGAAGAUUUUUGUGACAGCAUCCUCAAAUUUUUGAGCGAUUUUUUUCAAAACUUGUACCUACGUAGAACGCUAUAUCUCUUGAACUAG